AUGGAGAUCUCCAAGAACCUACUAGAAGUUAGCCAAGGUGUGGCAAACUUCAUUCUUGAAGGCGAAAACGAUGUGUGGGAGAACAAAGCUCUAAGAUCUUUGGUCCAGGCCUAUUUCGACAAUACUAUCAAGACUUUAGAGAUUUUCGAUAAUGUAAUGGAUUACGUGGAGAAAGCAGAAAUGGGGCAACUUUACAUUCAAGAAGCCGUGGCGCAGUUUGACAAAGAGUCGGCAGAAAAGGAUCUUGGUGGAAAAAAGAAGAGGUAUGAAAAAACCUUGAAGAAUCUGAACAAGUUCAAAGCCAUGGGAGAUACUUUCGAUGGCGGCGAGCUCAUGAUUCAGUUCGACUUGAUCAAAAAGCAGCAAGAAUCCCUUCUUCAGGAUGUUAGUGAAGCUAAAACAAAGUUUCAUGAGGAAUAUGCUAAGCUAAAAGCAGGGAGUAUGAUUUCACAUGCGGUUUUCGGCGCUGCAUUUUUCGGUACUUUGAUUGGUUCGGUAGCUCUACUGAUAACAGGCGUGGGUAUACCUUUAGCCAUUGCGGGGUUUCUAUCAUUACCAGUGAUGGCGGUGGGAUGGUCAGUCACUCACUUUCUAUUAGAGAAACGGAUGGAUGAACUGAAGAAACUGGAAGAAACUUUGACGAAAGUGGAAGGAGUAUCAUCACUAGUGGGUAUUGGCAUAGAAACCAACGAAGAAGCUCUGAAGAGUGUAUCUGAAAUAGCCCACCAGCUAGAGAAAAAGAUCACGUCCAUUAUAAAAUAUGUGGAUGAUGCGAUUGAGAAUGAAGGAGAUGAGGUGGAUAUGAAACUUGCCCUUCACUUAAUCAAGGAGAAAGUAAUGAAACUAACAGAGAAAAUCAAGGAGGUUGGUGAAACUGUGGCUAGUCAUAGCAAACUAAUCCUUGAAGCGAGAUUUCACGUUCUCGAAAAGAUCAACGGUUCGGGAAAAUAUCGUCGCGGUUAA
Messenger RNA from Capsella rubella, 963 nucleotides. Its product is annotated as UPF0496 protein At3g28270. The transcript has a single exon. The record is from RefSeq and is a predicted model, not a curated record. The coding region runs from base 1 to 963 and encodes 320 amino acids. NCBI's taxonomy places the organism in Eukaryota, Viridiplantae, Streptophyta, Magnoliopsida, Brassicales, Brassicaceae.